AUGGCGGAGAUUCAAACCUUGGAGUCGAAGUUCAUCCAAUUGGGCAUCUCAGAGAAAGGUGGGAUGUUAGCCAGCAUUGAGGUUAGGCCUACUUUCGUUGAGGAGAUCAAGGCCAAACAGUUUGAGGAUGAGAGUCUGGAUGAUNAGGCUAACGUAGUGGCAGACGCAUUAAGCCAGAUGGCGGUGAGUAUGGGUAGUCUAGUUUGCUUGGGUGUGUUUAAGCGACCUUUGUCCAAGGAGAUUCAAACCUUGGAGUCUAAGUUCAUCCAAUUGGGCAUCUCAGAGAAAGGUGGGAUGUUAGCCAGCAUUGAGGUUAGGCCUACUUUCGUUGAGGAGAUCAAGGUCAAACAGUUUGAGGAUGAGAGUCUGGAUGAUCUAAGAAAGAUGACAGUGUAUGGUAAGGCACAAGAUGUGGUUCUUGAUGUGGGUGGUGUACUCAGUUUUAAGGGAAGAAUUUGCGUUCCCCGAGUGGAUGACUUGAUCCAAAAGAUGUUGGCAAAAUCUCAUGGUUCGCGGUAUUCCAUUCAUCCAGGUGUGACCAAGAUGUACCGAGACUUGAAAUGA
Messenger RNA from Solanum stenotomum, 564 nucleotides. RefSeq lists its product as uncharacterized. The coding region runs from base 1 to 564 and encodes 187 amino acids. The record is from RefSeq and is a predicted model, not a curated record. The transcript has 2 exons. Lineage: Eukaryota; Viridiplantae; Streptophyta; Magnoliopsida; Solanales; Solanaceae.